This is a messenger RNA of Pistacia vera, 2523 nucleotides long. RefSeq names its product zinc finger BED domain-containing protein RICESLEEPER 1-like. The transcript has 4 exons. NCBI's taxonomy places the organism in Eukaryota, Viridiplantae, Streptophyta, Magnoliopsida, Sapindales, Anacardiaceae. Bases 215 to 2236 code for a protein of 673 amino acids. The record is from RefSeq and is a predicted model, not a curated record. Gene Ontology annotation, molecular function: protein dimerization activity; DNA binding.
AAGUCAUACCAACCAACCAGAUUUUAUCUGGGUACAGUUUUUACUCUUAUUCGGAUCUUGCCCAAAUUCCCUUCUCUUAAUCUUUUCGGAUCCAAUCGCUCUCUCGUUUUCUCUUCACGACCCAACCCUAAUCCUUCCGGAUCCUCCGAUCGGACUCUCUUCAGUAAUGCUCUUUCGGAAUAAUCUCUAAUUUGGAUUAUCUAAAGUCUAUGCAAUGGAAGUGGCAAAUGAAUCAGCUACCAAAAAACCGAAGCGGUUAACAUCUAUUGUGUGGAAUCACUUUGAACGGGUUAGAAAGGGUGAUGUAUGUUAUGCGGUUUGUGUGCAUUGUAAUAAAAAACUUAGUGGAUCAAGUAAUAGUGGAACUACACAUCUAAGGAAUCAUCUAAUGCGGUGUCUGAAAAGAUCUAAUUAUGAUGUGUCUCAACUACUUGCCGCAAAGAGAAGGAAAAAGGAUACUAGUGUUACCCUUACAGAUAUCAGCUUUGAUGAAGGGCAAAGAAAAGAUGAGUAUAUUAAGCCCCUUAUAAAGUAUGAACCAGAGCAAAGAAAAGACGAAGUUGUAAACCUUGGGAGUUGUAGGUUUGAUCAAGAGCGGAGUCGUCUCGAUCUUGCCCACAUGAUUAUAUUACAUGGUUAUCCAUUGGCCAUGGUGGAUCAUGUUGGAUUCAAAGUAUUUGUCAAGAAUCUUCAGCCAAUGUUUGAGGUUGCUCCAAACAAUGAUAUUGAGCUUUCUUGUAUGGAGAUUUAUGGGAAAGAGAAACAGAAAGUGUACGAUUUUUUAAGUAGAUUGCAAGGCCGAAUUAACCUAGCUGUGGAAAUGUGGUCUUCAGCAGAAAAUGCUGAAUACUUGUGUUUGACGGCACAUUAUAUUGAUGAGGAUUGGAGAUUACAGAAAAAGAUCCUGAAUUUCAUCACUCUUGACUCCUCCCAUACGGAUGACAUGCUUUCAGAAGUGAUUAUCAAGUGUCUUAUGGACUGGGAUAUUGAUUGUAAAUUGUUUGCCUUGACAUUUGAUGAUUGUUCAACUGAUGAUGAUAUUGUCCCCAAAAUUAAAGAACACAUAUCACAAAGUAGGCCUCUUUCAAGUAAUGGUCAAUUGUUUGAUGUCCGUUCUGCUGCACAUGUUCUAGAUUUGAUUGUUCAGGAUGCUUUGGAAGCACUCCGAGAUGUGACUCAGAAAAUUCGAGGAAGCAUUAGAUAUGUUAAAAGUUCACAAGUAACACAAGGAAAGUUUAAUGAGAUUGCCCGGCAAGUUGAGGUUAACAGUCAGAGGAGCUUAGUUAUUGAUUGUUCAACUCGAUGGAACUCAACAUAUAUCAUGCUGGAAACCGCCUUAGAAUACAGAAAUGCAUUUAGUGUCCUACAAGAGCACGAUCCUGAGUACUCAUCAGCUUUAACUGAUACAGAGUGGGAAUGGGCAAGUGCCAUUACUGGCUAUCUAAAACUUUUUGUCGAAAUUACCAAUGUCUUUUCUGGCAACAAAUUUCCCACUGCAAAUAUAUAUUUUCCCGAGGUUUGUGAUGUCCAUAUCCAAUUAAUUGACUGGUGUAAGAGCCCAGAUGAAUUCCUGAGCUCCACAGCAUUAAAGAUGAAAACUAAGUUUGACAAAUUUUGGAGCAAAUGCAGUUUGGCUUUGGCAGUGGCAGCAAUCUUAGAUCCGAGAUUUAAGAUGAAGCUGGUGGAGUAUUACUAUUCUCAGAUUUAUGGUAGUACUGCUCUGGAACGAAUAAAGGAAGUUUCUGACGGUGUUAAGGAGCUGUUCAAUGCCUACUCUAUCUGCUCAACCUUGGUUGAUCAAGGUUCAGCUUUGCCUGGAAGCAGCUUACCUAGCACUAGUAGUGACAGUAGGGAUAAAUUAAAGGGCUUUGACAAAUUCCUCCAUGAGACUUCUAAAAGUCAAAAUGUAGUAUCAGACUUGGAGAAGUACUUAGAGGAACCAGUCUUUCCUCGUAAUUGUGACUUCAACAUAUUAAAUUGGUGGAAAGUACACACACCAAGGUACCCCAUAUUGUCCAUGAUGGCACGUGAUGUAUUGGGAACUCCUAUGUCGACUGUUGUUCCAGAAUCUGCAUUCAUCAAGGGAGGUAGAGUCCUUGAUGAUUGUCGAAGUUCAUUGAAUCCUGAUACUCGACAGGCCUUGAUAUGUGCACGGGACUGGUUAUGGACGGAGUCUGAUGAGCUCAAUUCAUCUGCAGGCCAUUAUGCUCUACCCCUUUACAUUGAAGCAAGUUAACUUGAUGGUUUUGACGGAUCUGUCAGCAGUUGAUAAGUUCAAAAACUUAGGCGCCAUUCUCAGGAUCGAUCGUGGUUUGGAUAUAGUUUAUUUAGAUGUACAUGUUCUUAAAUCUGUAUGUCCAUAUUAUCAAAGUGUGACAGAAAACGCUAACUGCUAAUAGUCUUUGGCAAGAUGGUUAAAUGUACAUCUUGAUGUUAGUGCUUAUAUUCAUGCUUAUUUGACAGAAGAGACCUCUCUGAUAGUGAUAUUGAAGGCUGCUGUUCCACCAUUUCUGCUCGCUCAUU